AUGGUUCGACACCGGGCAAUCCUUAGAAGUGCCAAAUUUGAUCUGCCAUCUCCACUUAUGCUGAACAUCACCAUAACGCAAGCUACUUAUGGGUCUCGAGUGUUACUUUGCCCAGAUAUAACGAGCGAAUCCGAUUCAUGUCAAGAGCUGAUGGGCCCAAAAGUUGAAACGACGGAGAAGAAGACGGUGAUGUUCCCACUUGAUGAAGGCGCGCAGCGUUUUGCAGUCGUUCUCUACCACGACAAAGCCGAACAGUUCGGACCAGCUAAUUUCAUCAUACACUCCAUUGAAAUUCGAUCUACUAACGAUGAAAUCUUAUGCUAA
Molecule: messenger RNA, 324 nt
Organism: Cylicostephanus goldi
Lineage: Eukaryota; Metazoa; Nematoda; Chromadorea; Rhabditida; Strongylidae
Source: the annotation of a GenBank genome assembly